UCUGGCGUUAGCAGAAAAAAAUAUAGCAGUUUCAGUUGUUUCAGUUCGUAGUAACAGGCUUUUGAGGACUAAUUCAAGUUUCUAAAUAUUCUUGCUGUUGAGAGGUUACUUGAAAGAAGACUCUUUCAAGUAUGUGAGGGUGUUUGAAGACAGCCCUGAAAAAGGUCAGCAUCUAUCACACCUGUUUCAAAUAAGUAAAUAAAGAGGCUGAGGAUCACUUCUCCAUACAAAUGGCUCAAAGGAUGUUUCAUGAAAGUGGACAAGAUGGCCGAUCAGUCCUGGGAAUGUUGGCAGUGCAGGUCGAGAGAGACCCCAAGACAGGUGCCACUGUCGUCAGGUCAGUGACCCCCUUCACCACAUCGGCUGGUGCUCCAAAUGCUACCACAGUCUUUGAUGAUGGCAGGAAGAGUGUCCACACUGUCUGUGGGUCAGGAGGUCCACCCUCGACUGAAGAGCUUGGGCAGAUCUUGAGCGUCAUUGAUGGGGUUGGGAUGAAAGCACUGCUUGAUAAAGUGACACUCAUGCCAAACAAGGCAGAGAUGAAGACUGAGAAUGUAGAAGCCAGUAAAAUGCCAAAGGAAAAAGUCCUGUCUUUUUCUAUCCAUCAUGCCAUGUCAAAAGAGAACAAUAUGCAGUUAGGCAGCUGCAGAAGCUAUGACUUGGAGGCUGAGCUGAAUAUAGACGACUGUGCUCUAAGUGUGGGAGAUGAGGAGGAUAAAAAAGAGGACAGAAGCAUCAUGGCAGUUAUAGACAUGGCAGGAAAAGUUGAUAACAUGGAGGAUCAAAGAUUGGAGGAAGGCCCCGUCAAUCUUGUGUUCCUGGGAUACAAUGAUGCCACAACUGGCCAAGAUCACAGCCAAGAGGACGAUGAAGGCAGGCUCACUGUGGAACAAGUGAUUAUCACUGAGGAUGGAGAAGAACAUGUCAUAGGACCUGAAAUGUCUUCUUCAUCUCCAACAUUAGACAAGCUACCAGGGCAAGAGGCAGGGAAAAAGUCCCAAGAUGAAGUAUUUCAGGACAUUCCCCUGGAUGGAAAUGGGGAAGGAGUUAAAAUCCAAGGUGAGAAUGGUGACAAGGGGCUGCAUAAUUCAUCUUCACCCAGCGUAGCAGAGGGAGAAGGCACUUCCAAGCGCAAAACCUGUCAGUGUUGCUCUGUCAUGUAAGAAAAGGAUUGAAGAGCAAGUCUCCCUCAUCAGGCUUAAUCAUAAAAUCUAUUGUGUUUUUAUACCCUUGUGCCUUUUAUUACAUACCAAAUGCUGCACUGCUGCCUUAAUGACUGAUAUAAUGAGAACAUAUACCACUACCUGGUAUGGUCUUACAAUGGUUUUGGCUCUGAGCAACCAACGUUUGACUUCACUUUGCCGAAGAAAGAGACAUUUAUUGUGUUGUAACUCUUUGCAGCAGCUGAUUAUCAGGAGCUACGAGGGACUAUUAAAAACCACUGCCUCCCCCUGGUGGACAAAGCUGAGAAUCUCAACAAGUACUGCUGCAGACAUACAAAUACUUGUUAUCUCAAAUGACUCCUCUUUUUCUCUGCCUUAUCAGCCAAAAAGAUUCCAUAUGUUUCACUGUGUUUCUUCCAGGAAUGGAAAAUGCCGAAGAGCAGAAGAAGCAUAUUUUGUUUGUGGCACAAGUAUUUUUCUGAGACUAAUCAUGGUCUGAUUCAUGGUGAUUUAAUGUUAAUUGGACAUUUUAAAUAAUUAGUGACAUUUGUAACAUCCGUUGGUAAUUCUAAAAUUUUACUAUCUUACCCAUGACUGCUCAGGGC
This is a messenger RNA of Xiphias gladius (swordfish), 1768 nucleotides long. RefSeq lists its product as uncharacterized. The record is from RefSeq and is a predicted model, not a curated record. Gene Ontology annotation, cellular component: membrane. The coding region runs from base 231 to 1163 and encodes 310 amino acids. Gene Ontology annotation, biological process: regulation of cell shape. The transcript has 4 exons. NCBI's taxonomy places the organism in Eukaryota, Metazoa, Chordata, Actinopteri, Istiophoriformes, Xiphiidae.